UUUCGUUUCAAUAUGGCUAAUAAAAUUAAGAAGAUUAUUAAGUCUCUUGCUAAAGUAAGAGAGGAUGCAGUUUUUCCUCUUCUUACUAGAAACAAAAGCCCCCGGUUUGGCCAAUCCAGGAGUUGGAAAGACAACUUUAGCAAGACUGCUAUACAAAGAAAUAGAAAAGAGAAAAAUGUUUGACGUGGUAGCAUGGGUGUGUGUUUCUGAUGAUUUUGAUGAACAAAAAAUUUUAAAUGGGCUUUUGGAACAUAUUGAUCCUAGUGCUGGUGGAAUAAAUAAUAUGAAUGUUUUGCUCAAACAACUAGAAGAAAAAAUAGAAAAGAAAACUUUUCUUCUUGUUCUUGAUGAUGUGUGGGAGGAUAAUUCCAAUACUUGGGCUACUUUUAGUGAUCUUUUGUCAAAAUUUGUGAAAACUAGUGGGAACUCCAUUGUUGUAACCACUCGUAAAGAAGGGGUGGCAUCAUCCAUAGCCAAGUAUCUUCCUUUGCAUAGACAUCAUCUAAAAAGGCUAUCAGAUGAUGAUUGUUGGUUGAUAAUAAAAGAAAAGGUUUUUGGAUCUACAGAGGCAUCCAUACCUGAUCAGCAGUUAGAGGCUAUUGUUCAGCAUUGGUUGGCCCAAGGAUAUCUUCAUUCAUCUAGUCAGGAAAUGAUGGAAGAUAUUGGGAACAAGUAUGUUAGUGAUCUAAUAUCUAACUGCUUGUUCCAAGAUGUAGAGAGGGAUAAAUAUGGGAACAUCAUAUCCUUCAAGAUGCACGAUGUGGUGCAUGAUCUUGCCCUGUUAGUUUCAGAAGGUGAAACAUUGAUUUGGAAGAAUGAUUCCAUCCAUGAAAAUUCUUGCAUUCGACAUCUGAAGGUUCCAUCUAGUGCAGUAGUGGAUACAACUAUUUUGAGAGGUGUAGCUCCAAAGUUGCAUUCAUUGUUCUCAGAGGUUGAUUUCUGCAGCAUGUCAAAGAUGGAUCUUAAAAGCAUACGGUCUUUAAGUUUAAAGAAAGCAGAUGGUGAUAAACUACCAGUUUCUCCAAGCAAAUUGAAGCAUUUGAGAUACCUUGAGAUCUCAAAAGCUAAAAUCAGGUUUGAAGCAUUUUUACUUUGACCAAGAGAAGCUCAUGCCAAGAAAUAUUGGGCAUUUGA
Messenger RNA from Rubroshorea leprosula, 1134 nucleotides. The record is from the annotation of a GenBank genome assembly. Lineage: Eukaryota; Viridiplantae; Streptophyta; Magnoliopsida; Malvales; Dipterocarpaceae.